AUGACAGUUUUCCUUUCCUUUGCUUUCCUCGCUGCUAUUCUGACUCACAUAGGGUGCAGCAACCAGCGCCGAAGUCCAGAAAACGGUGGGAGAAGAUAUAAUCGGAUUCAGCAUGGGCAGUGUGCCUACACUUUCAUUCUUCCAGAACACGAUGGGAACUGUCGUGAGAGUACGACAGACCAGUACAACACAAAUGCUCUGCAGAGAGAUGCUCCACACGUGGAACAGGAUUUCUCUUCCCAGAAACUUCAACAUCUGGAGCAUGUGAUGGAAAAUUAUACUCAGUGGCUGCAAAAAAUUGAGAAUUACAUUGUGGAAAAUAUGAAGUCGGAGAUGGCUCAGAUACAACAGAAUGCAGUUCAGAACCACACGGCCACCAUGCUCGAGAUAGGGACCAGCCUCCUCUCUCAGACCGCAGAGCAGACCAGAAAGCUGACAGAUGUUGAGACCCAGGUACUAAAUCAAACUUCUCGACUUGAAAUACAACUGCUGGAGAAUUCAUUAUCAACAUACAAGCUAGAGAAACAACUUCUUCAACAGACAAAUGAAAUCCUAAAGAUUCAUGAGAAAAACAGUUUAUUAGAACAUAAAAUCUUUGAAAUGGAGGGAAAGCACAAGGAAGAAUUGGACACCUUAAAGGAAGAGAAAGAGAAUCUUCAAGGCUUGGUUACUCGUCAAACAUAUGUAAUCCAAGAACUGGAGAAACAGUUGAACAGAGCCACCACCAAUAACAGUGUCCUUCAGAAGCAGCAGCUGGAGCUGAUGGACACAGUGCAUAACCUUGUCAGCCUCUGCACUAAGGACGGUGUUUUACUAAAGGGAGGAAAAAAAGAGGAAGAAAAGCCAUUUAGAGACUGUGCAGAUGUAUAUCAAGCUGGUUUUAAUAAAAGUGGAAUCUACACUAUUUAUAUUAAUAAUAUGCCAGAACCCAAAAAGGUAUUUUGCAAUAUGGAUCUGAAUGGGGGAGGUUGGACUGUAAUACAGCAUCGUGAAGAUGGAAGUCUAGAUUUCCAAAGAGGUUGGAAAGAAUAUAAAAUGGGUUUUGGAAAUCCCUCUGGUGAAUAUUGGCUGGGAAAUGAGUUUAUUUUUACCAUAACCAGUCAGAGGCAGUACACACUAAGAAUCGAGUUAAUGGACUGGGAAGGAAACCGAGCCUAUUCACAAUACGACAGAUUCCACAUAGGAAAUGAAAAGCAAAAUUACAGGUUGUAUUUAAAGGGUCACACUGGGACAGCAGGAAAACAGAGCAGCCUGAUCUUACACGGUGCUGAUUUCAGCACUAAAGAUGCUGAUAAUGACAACUGCAUGUGCAAAUGUGCCCUCAUGCUAACAGGAGGCUGGUGGUUUGAUGCUUGUGGCCCAUCCAAUCUAAAUGGAAUGUUUUAUACAGCGGGGCAGAACCAUGGAAAACUGAAUGGAAUAAAGUGGCAUUACUUCAAAGGGCCCAGUUACUCCUUACGUUCCACAACUAUGAUGAUUCGACCUUUGGACUUUUGAAGGCACAAUGUCAAAAGCAACUUAAAAGGCCACUAAGAAAUCUG
Molecule: messenger RNA, 1541 nt
Organism: Kogia breviceps (pygmy sperm whale)
Lineage: Eukaryota; Metazoa; Chordata; Mammalia; Artiodactyla; Physeteridae
Gene: ANGPT1
Product: angiopoietin 1
Biological process (GO): Tie signaling pathway; angiogenesis
Molecular function (GO): receptor tyrosine kinase binding
Source: RefSeq, a predicted model, not a curated record